UAUCUGCCAAUGCCCAAACAGGCCAUUCCUCCCCCUCUUGCGGAGCGAGCGCCACCGCAACCCCUCUCCGGCCGUCCCGUCCGGCCGUCCCCCAGGAGGUAAACGCCGCCCUCCUCCUCCGCCGUCUCCGGGGGCGGCCGUACCCGCCACGAUGAACAGCAUCAAGUCGGCUCUCCUCUCCGGCCAACGCCGGCACCCCCUCGUUGCGGCGGCGGCGGUGGCGGCCCCGCAUCAGCAGCUGGGAGGCGCCGCGUCGUUCCACUCCACCCCCGUCCUGCAGCGGAAGCGCAAGACGCAGUGGCACAACAGAUUCAACUAUUACGCAAAACGUAGGAGGAAUAGAGAAAAUAAAAGGUCGAUGGUACGGAAUAUGUCGGAGUAUGCAGAGUACCUCUUCCAGAGUUGGCGGGAUGAAGAUGAGAGAACUGAUGCAUCUAGUGGACCUUCAUGGUUUAGAGGACAUCGUUGGGUUAGGAAUUCUAACAACAAUGGUUUCCGUACACAUGAUUUUUAUUACGGAAAUUUCAGAAGCAGAGGAGGAUUUGAGUUUUGCACGAGUGAUGAGGAUGAACCAGAGAUUCUGUUUCGUAAUGCUUUUCGAGACCAGCACACAUAUUAUUGGUCCUUUUCCUCUGAUAAUUUUCAGUGGAGGAACUCCAGACGUGCUCACUCAGAAAAAUUCAGAAACUGGAGUUCUGAAACGGAUGAUGAGGAUGAAGAAUCCACUCCAUCAGAGGUAUCUUUAGCACGGCAAGCUCUUGGAUUGAGAACCUCUGGUCCGCUAAAACUUGAAGAUGUUAAAAGCGCAUACCGAGCAUGCGCACUUAGAUGGCACCCAGAUCGCCACAAUGGAUCAUCUAAGGCUACAGCGGAGAGAUUCAAGCAUUGCAGUGCAGCAUACCAGACCUUAUGUGAUAGUUUGGCUGCUGCAUAGAUAAUUUUGAAUGAAGAUAGGUGCUGCAUGAGUCCCUUUCAAACUUGUAGCUGCAAAUUCUGAAGAGCUACCAUGUGCUUGUGGUAGCCGUUACCACCCCAACCCCAAAAGUAGCAUUGCUCUUGGCUCUUGGGAAAUUGAGUCAACCCAAAAUUGACCAAAUAAUAUGAGUACUGUACCAUGUAAAAUCUUUUCUCACAGGUCAUUGUUGUAUUUUUUUAGUGAUAGGAAGACAUUGUUUAUACCAGUCAUUAUUUUAUCUUGGCUGAGUUACUGUACUGCAAUUUAGGUCUGAAUGUUUUCAACAGGCUAACAGUUGAUUACAUUACUAUCUUUGCUGCUGACAAA
Molecule: messenger RNA, 1282 nt
Organism: Panicum virgatum (switchgrass)
Lineage: Eukaryota; Viridiplantae; Streptophyta; Magnoliopsida; Poales; Poaceae
Exons: 6
Coding region: 152-934 (260 amino acids)
Source: RefSeq, a predicted model, not a curated record